UGACAACAACAAAGUAUUUCUUCAGCAAUACGAAUACAGAGUUCGAAGUUUCGCACGUGUUAUUAAUUAAAUUACUACAAAAUUACUAUUUUAAUGUGUAAAAAAUGGACGCUUACGAUAUAUUCAAGAAGUUGACCGUCGGUUUGACGUUCAAAAAGCGUGUUUUAGGUCUGAAAAGCAAUGAUCAGCCAAAAGCCAAAACGGUGCCAAUAAAAAAAGAAGAAUUAUUAGAUAGCAAAAAAGAAUUAGAAGAUGAUCUAGAAUCGAAUGCAGAUGAUGAUUUGAGUAUAAAAUCUGAAAUAUCUGAUGCUGAAGAGGAAACCCAAGAGUCUGACGAUGAGCUACAGAUAGUUGAGGGGAUAUCUGCUGGACAGAAAAGGAAGAAAAAAGAGAAGAAAGAAAAACCAGAGGAUUUAAAGAAGAAACUAGAACUUGAAGAGCAAAACCGUUUCCGUAAUGAGCAUGGCAUCAAAGUGGUUGGACGGCACGUUCCAGCCGCCCUGCAGAGCUUCGCAGACCUGGUGGAGCGCUACAAUGUGUCGCAAGCCCUGGUGGACACGGUCACUCAGUGCGGGUACAGCGAACCCACGCCUAUACAGAGGCAAGCUCUUCCGUGCAUGCUGGAGGAUCGCCAAAUCUUCGCGUGCGCUCCCACCGGUUCGGGUAAAACCGCCGCGUUCCUGCUUCCAAUCCUGCACACACUGGGGGCCCCUUCGGGGGGCCCUCGGGCGCUCAUCCUGUGUCCCACGAGAGAGCUGGCACAGCAAAUACACCGCGAGGUGCUGCGGCUGAGUGCGGCCACGCAACUGAGAUGCAGCGUCGUUAGGAGCGUCAAAGAGAGCAAAGUUAAAGAGAGAGAAGCCACUAUUAGGAAGAGCGACAUUGUUAUAAGCACUCCUAACCGUUUGUGCUACUUGCUCAACCAGGAUAGUGUCAAUAUCACAUUAGACAAGUAA
Ostrinia furnacalis (Asian corn borer) is the source of this 956-nucleotide messenger RNA. RefSeq names its product probable ATP-dependent RNA helicase DDX52. The transcript is spliced from 5 exons. Gene Ontology annotation, cellular component: cytosol. The record is from RefSeq and is a predicted model, not a curated record. Gene Ontology annotation, molecular function: RNA helicase activity; nucleic acid binding; ATP binding. NCBI's taxonomy places the organism in Eukaryota, Metazoa, Arthropoda, Insecta, Lepidoptera, Crambidae. Bases 105 to 956 code for a protein of 283 amino acids.